GCUGACAAGGAAGCGCCGAGCGGCUUCGUACCUGGCAAAGCGGAUGCUACAGCAGAGAAGUCGUCACCGCCAUCUUUAGCAGGCAGCAGCGAGCAGACGUUGCGCUCAGGAGGCCCUGCUUCGCCCAGGCGCUCGCAUGAGGGCACGCGGAUCAGGAGAGCAGAAAAGGAUAGCUUGUUACUGGCGGAGGAGAGGCGCGAGGAUGAGCGGAGAAAGGCCCACAACAAGAGGAGAGAGAGGGCUAUAAGUCGACUGAUGGACUCGGAUCGGGUGAGCAGGCACGGGCUUCAGGAAGGCUAUAUGCACCCUACGUUCGAAGUUGAGCUAGCUAGCUGAUUCUCAAGUUCUGUAUGGGCCGACCUCCUUGUCAGGCAUUGGCAGAUCUGUUAAUGCAGACUGCUGGCUCUCUCUCUGCGCUUGUCACCAUCACCUCGGACGGGGAGAAGGCUGUAGCUGCGGGGAGUGAUAACGCAGAGCACCAAGCGCAAGCGGCUCGCGAUAGUCUACCAUCCACCGCAAGCAGCGCUGAUCGCGUCAAGGUGUUCGAGGGUAGAGCAAGUCAGUGGUUCGCGACUUUAAAUGACAUUCAAACUUCUCUGAGGACAGCAACCGCGACCUUGCGCGCAGAUGGCCGACCGGCGAUCUCGGAUGGAGUGAACCUUUUUGGACAAGGAAGCUCUUAUGCUGCUCGGACAGAGGCGGGGAGCGCAGGUCGUGGGCAUACGUUGCCUCUUCAGGGUGCAAUGAGCGGUCACGGGCCACGCAAAGAAGACAGAGAUGCCUCGCUAUCGCUCGGCGCCCUGAGACUCCAGCAGCAAAGUUGGAGGCAGUUGAACGAUGCCCUCGAAGAAAUUGCUACGGGCUCCGCGCACCUUGAACCUGAUCAACACCACAUCGCCAGAAAUCGAUCCUCAACUUCGGAGGAGCGGACCAGGGACGUCACUUCAAGCGUUCGCGAACAUCAGCUGACGGCAGACGCCCGACUGAUAGGGGCACUCCUGGGCUCUACCAGCACACUAGGCUCUCACCAGAACCCGGGCGAAAAACACCAACCAGCCUCCGGCUCCAGCUCCACGGCUUUAGCAUAGGCCGCUCACACAUCCAUCGCCCGGCGACCCCUUUUCCUCGCUCAGCCGGACUGCCUCCAAGCAAGCCACUUUAGCGUCUCCGCGUCGUGCAGCUACUUCGAUCUCAUUGUA
This is a messenger RNA of Ceraceosorus guamensis, 1199 nucleotides long. RefSeq lists its product as hypothetical. The transcript is spliced from 2 exons. The coding region runs from base 351 to 1088 and encodes 245 amino acids. The record is from RefSeq and is a predicted model, not a curated record. NCBI's taxonomy places the organism in Eukaryota, Fungi, Basidiomycota, Exobasidiomycetes, Ceraceosorales, Ceraceosoraceae.